AUGAUGAUUGAUGUUCCGAGCAGCGCAUGCCAAAUACGGGCACAUGCCAAUCAGGUCAUCGGCGACCGACUGCAUGCCAAACAACCACUGCUCAUUGAUCCGGUUUCUUCCGCCAAAUUGGAAUGUAAGGAAACCGCUAUGACUUUGUCACCGCUUGUUGCCUAA
Messenger RNA from Plasmopara halstedii, 165 nucleotides. RefSeq lists its product as uncharacterized. Lineage: Eukaryota; Oomycota; Peronosporomycetes; Peronosporales; Peronosporaceae. The transcript has 2 exons. The record is from RefSeq and is a predicted model, not a curated record. Bases 1 to 165 code for a protein of 54 amino acids.